This is a messenger RNA of Planococcus citri (citrus mealybug), 4407 nucleotides long. RefSeq lists its product as uncharacterized. The transcript is spliced from 14 exons. NCBI's taxonomy places the organism in Eukaryota, Metazoa, Arthropoda, Insecta, Hemiptera, Pseudococcidae. Gene Ontology annotation, molecular function: DNA binding; protein binding. The record is from RefSeq and is a predicted model, not a curated record. Bases 402 to 3923 code for a protein of 1173 amino acids.
AUAUGGUUUGAAUUUCAGUUCUACGUUUAUCAGUUCAUCACUCGAUAAUAACGUAUUUAAAAACUAUAUUGUGUGAAUGUAUGUCUCUCGAACGAUGUAUUUAAAGUUGUUCGAUUUGCGUUUGCUAGCGCCAUCGGUUCGGGUAGGCCUGUCUUGAAACACUCGCUGGCACUUGUGCCUUCGUUUUAUACGAUUUAUACGAUUGUUCGAUGUAUUCGUUGCGAAUCCCAUUUGUGGAGGAUACUCAUGUAAAUUAUCUUUUCCCUUCGGUAGCGGUAGGAUUUUUUUUCGAUAGUCGUGUAUCUUUCAAGUGGCUAGGUCUUUCAAUCCUGUAUUCAUUUCGUUACCAUAUCAGAUUAUCUGAUGAGAUUAUAAGCUGAAAUUAGGUUAAACCUAGUAUUAUGGACGACCGUAACAAAGACGAAGAAAACCGACCCAAAGCGUUUUUGGGUAACGAUAGUGACAGCGAUGACGGUAUGGAAGUAGACCGCAGCGAUGACAGAAACACCGUUGAUAAGUUGGAUUCCGAACUCGUCGAUUCCGAUGUAAACGUCGAAGCUACCGAAUUAACGUGUUCAGAUGUGGAUUUAAGCGACGAAUCGGAUUUAAGAGGCGAUCUCACCAGUGAGGCGGGAAGUAACGUCGAUCAACACGAAAGAAAUGAAUCAGCUGUCGAUUCUGAAGAAGAAACUUUCGCUCUCGAGAUUAAAGAUGCCAAAGAUGAUUCAUCCGAUGAAAAAGAUGAGACCGAUGAAGCUGAUCGAGCACAUUUGACCAAAAAUGCAUCCGACGGUGAGGAUGGUGACGAAGCAGACGACGACAUCGAUGGCGAUGAUUACCGUAAUAGUGACGAUGAAGAAAAAUCUGCGAAUAAUACACCUUCUUCUGGCGGUGUAGCCGACGAAGUAACUGCAGGCCACGAAAAUAAAUCUGUAACAAGCGCCGAUGAAAGUGAAGCAAUCGAGACCAAACCCAGUAGUACAAAAACAUUGGUGAACGGUGAAUCGUCGAGUACUUCUCAAAAUGAAGAACGCGCUGUGAGAGCUAGAAACGUUAAAAGGCUGCCGACGCUUUCAAAAUAUGAAUCUGAUAUCGAAGACGAUACCAGCGAAAAAACCGAUGAUGGUUCUACGCAACACGAAGCUGCCAAAUUGGACGAUGUGUCAAAUUUCAUCGGAUUCGAUACCAGCAUUGCUAACAGAAUGUUGCAAAUUUAUUACAUUGUACAGCAAAACUAUCAAGAUUUACUUAGCCAGUUGCAGAAUGUAUCGCCUAAAGAUGAGGAGAAAUCGGUAAUGGAAGUAGAUACCGAACAGCCGAGUCAAUUAGCCGAUACAGUUCCUGAACCUGCAACGCCCAUCGAUAGUGAAAUCGGUAGCGGAGAUAUAUCGCCGGAUAACCAAACUGACGAACAAAUAGCGGCUAACAAACGAGUGAAAAAGAAGAGGAAAUUUUUCGACGAAUUUGACAAAAAUGAAGUGGAUCCUCCUAAAAAACCUAAAGAGCAACUGGAUAAAUCUCCGAAUGUGGACGUCAGUAUGAGUGAGAAUAAAGAAAAUUUUAUGAAUAGUGAGAAACUUUCCAAUGAAAAAGAGUCGACUGAAGUAGCUCCGCCAACAACCCCAGUACCUGUAGUUCCUUCGACGCCGAAUCCACCUAGCAAAUCCGAAAGUAAAGCAAAGUUUGAUAUUUCGAACCCAAUUUAUAAAGAACCAUUUAAAUACGGAUGGAGAAGAGAAGUAGUUUACAGAUACAUUUCAGAAGAUGGUCAGAAGAAAAGCGCCGAUAUUAGUUACUUUACUCCCCAAGGGAAGAAGUUACGAUCCACCAAGCAGAUCAUUGACAACCUGCCGAAAGACGGAAGCUUGAACAUAAAGAAUUUCACAUUUUCGAAAGAGUUAAUAUACAGAAAUCGCGAAUCGGAAUUAGAAAGGACACGUUUCACCAGGAAAAUGGAAGCGGAACUGUUGACAAACGAAUCGCCCGACGUGAGUGGCGAUCACAUGUUGAAUCGACGUUUAGGUAUCGAACCGAUAUCGACGCAUACACCAGUGACGCCUACGGCAGCAUCAACGCCUGAUGUCAGUGACGACUCAGCCAAGAAACCAGCUACAGCUGCGGUAAUUCCGACGACGUCGACACCGACACCAGCACCGUCGUCUUCGAAAAAGAAAGAACCUCAAAAAUCGAAAUCAAAUGCCAAAACACCGCUGUCAUCUCAGGGCUCCGAUACCACUUCUAAAUCUAAAUCAUCGUCGAAGAAAGGAACUAAAAACACCGCCGCUACGGACACGGACGAGAGUACAAACGCCACUCUCAAGUUGAUGAUGCCAAAGAUCUUGUUGCGUGCGCCAAACGUAGCCAAUUCGAAUACCUCCUCAUCUAAAGUUACCUCCGGAGGUAAACCAUCCGGUACGAAAACAAAGAGCGGCGGUCCACCUCCCUCAAAGCAGAGUGGUCAAAAACCAGUGAAAAAACCUUCGUCGCCGUCCAAAUCGAGUAAAAAUUCCAAAUCGCAGAAACGUACCGAUAAAAGCAUCACCCCUGAUCCGGAAUCCGGCGCAAUUUCUACAGAUCGUUCUUCGGACGCGAAUAUUAAUGGUACAAGUCCGAAUGACUCGAGCACAUGUCAUGCAACAGGCAACCGAGCGCCUGUUGAGUACCAUAGCUCGUUAACUUUGUCUAAUAUUUCACGUAUUUACGACCCAUUGCUGAUGAGUCUGAAGUACUUGACAGUACGUGAUCUUUUACGCAUAUCUAUGACCAGUAAAUUUUUGAACAGAAUAGCCUCGGAAUCUUGUUUGUGGAAAACGGUUCGGCUAAAAAAUUCGCAAAUACACGACUGGAAAGGGUUCGCGAAAGCGUUACAAAAAUACGGAACGAAGAGAUUAGAUAUGCGCAAAAUGUUGUGUUCGGCUGUUCCCGAAGACUUGAGUAAAAUGUGGCAAGAAUUCCUGCAAGUUAUUCCUACUAUCGCGUCUUUGGAACAUAUAGAUUUCAGCAGAACUCCGAUGAACGUUGUGGACGCUGUGGCAGCAACUUGUCCGAAUUUGGCGGUUUUUAACGCGGUAUAUUUGAAUAGAAAUGGCUCGCUGACGUUUGAUAAUUUUACUCAAUUGGAACAUCUGGUUGAGUUAAGGCUCAAAGGAGUCGGUGGAAUCGAGCUGAAACGAAACGAUCCGCUAUUACAUUUCAUCAAUAAGGAUAAUUUGAGAGAAAUUAGUUUAACGUGUAUCAAGAAUAUGGACGAGGAUUUGUUGAAAAUAAUAAGCGAAGCGAGUAAUUUAGUAACGCUAGAGUUGGGCGACUGUUCUGAUUUACCAUCCAGUUUCGGUACAGAAAUUGGUAAAUUGACAAAAUUGGAGAAAUUACGUUUAGAGAAACUAGAUAACUUGGCUCCUAAUUACGAACUGUUGACCAUCGUUAACGGUAUGGAAACGCUCAAGAGCUUAGAACUGAUAAACGUCGAAAUAAAGGAUGGUUUUGACGAAGUCAUGGCCAGGUGUAAUAAUAUCGAGAAUUUCCUCAUCAUUCCGUUGUACAUAUCGCAGUCUGCGACCACGAAUCAGCUGAUUCUAGACGGCAUUAAAGGCUUAUCAGAUACGUUGAAAUGUUUCGCCUGGGGUCUAACUACCGAGCUUCUGAAAGUAACCGAUUUGUUCAUGGAUCAAUGGCAAUUGAAAAGCGGCGGCGGUAGCAACCACAGUAGUUCGAAUAAGAAAUCCGGUGACAGUAUACCGGUGCGUAAAUUGGUCGACAAACCUUCGUCGGAUGGCGACGUUCCUCCUACGCACGUCGAUAUACUACCUAUACCAAAACUCGAACGUAUUUUGGCUAGCCAUUUGCCCAAAUCGCGAAUUAAAGUCAUCAAAACGCCGUUCCAGAUGACUUGGCGGCAAUCUCUCUCCGAAUGUUUGAAAUGAAACCGAUGUUCGUUGGUCAGCAAGUCUAUAUGAAUUGUCGGCUUUUUUUGGAUUAUUCACUCGCUUUGCGAGCUAGAUAAUAAAAUGUAAAGUGGUCCGAUUCGAUUUUUCUAUACGCUUUGUAACUUAUUUUGUAAAUAUACCUUCGUGUUUUAAUUUAUCUAACUUAAUAUCUCUUACGUUAUUUUGUUCGUUUUCCUCCAUUUUUUCCCGUUUUUUAAAACUAUUAUUUUUGUAAACGCGCGUUUUAGAUUAGUAUUUAUUUUGAAAAUGAAAAAAAAUAAAGAGACUGACUAGUGGCUAGCCUUUGUUACACUCGCUCAUAAAAUGUGCAUGAGUGAAACGAAGUAAACUGUAACGCAUUUUCAAUUUGUAUUCGUAGAAUAAGCUGAAAAUUUGGAUUUUUUAUGGAAUUAUGAUGCCUCUGUAAUAUAUGUAUCAUUUUACUGUAUAACUUGAAAAGAAAAAAAUUAUUACUAGAGAA